Caretta caretta (loggerhead turtle) is the source of this 2215-nucleotide messenger RNA. Its product is annotated as homeobox protein NANOG-like. The record is from RefSeq and is a predicted model, not a curated record. NCBI's taxonomy places the organism in Eukaryota, Metazoa, Chordata, Testudines, Cheloniidae. Gene Ontology annotation, molecular function: DNA-binding transcription factor activity, RNA polymerase II-specific; RNA polymerase II cis-regulatory region sequence-specific DNA binding. Gene Ontology annotation, biological process: regulation of transcription by RNA polymerase II.
UUUGCAAAUGGUGUUUGUAAACUAUCCAAAUUGAGCUCUCAUUUUUUUCACUCCCCCCCCAUCCCCCUCGCCCUUCUAUCCUCUCCUCCUCCUCCUCCUCCCCCCAAUCCAUAGCCACUCCCCUCCAAUCAACUUACUUUUAACAUGACAAUGGCCUUGAAAAUUCUCUCUAAUCAAGGCAAAGUUAGGAAGGACAUAAAUCUACCCCCACGCUAUAGGCAUCUGUUUGUAUGUUUGUCUGAUAGAGUCUGCCCCUGUCCAUCUCCACCUUGUCUUCUCUGAGAUUAGGGUUUUAUUUUGGGGUAAGGUCCCCCAAACACAAACAUCCAUGAGUGCCCACUUGGCAAUGCCCCCCUACCAGCCUUACCCAGGCGGGGUAGGAACUGGAAUAAAGUAUGGAGACUACUACUGGAACUGCCCAGGGGAGAUGGACAAUGUCCCCCACAAAGAGGCAGCAGAUGCUGAUGUCCCGGUCCCAGAGCCAGAGGAGAAGACCCUCCGUAACCCAGAGCUCUCUCCAGCGUCCUCCAGCUCGGGCGCACCCAUGCGGUACACGCCGGACUCGGCCACCAGCCCCAACACGGAGCCCCCAUCCCCGCACCCUGCGAUCCGGAUGGGUGGGGUGGAAAGCGGGGGAGGGGUGAAGAAGGCCAAGAGCCGCACGGCCUUCUCCCAGGAGCAGCUGCAAACCCUGCACCAGCGAUUCCAGAGCCAGAAAUACCUCAGCCCCCAGCAGAUCCGGGAGCUGGGCUCAGCCCUGGGGCUCACAUACAAGCAGGUAAAAACAUGGUUUCAAAACCAACGAAUGAAGUUUAAACGAUGUCAGAAGGAAACUCAGUGGAUGGAAAAAGGGACAUGCCUAUCCCAAGCAGGUUACCUGGAUUUGAACCCCAGUUAUCACCAGGGUUGUCCAGUUAGUGCCAGCAGGAACAUCCAGACUGUGACCAAUGUGCAUCAGAGCUAUGGUAGCAGCCAGACCUAUGGGAGUGGCCAGAGCCUGUACCCCUUCGUGGCUAUCGAGGAGGAGGGGUUCUUUGGGAAAGCUGGGGGAGCCUGCAGCACCCAGCAGGCAAUGGGCUUCUUCAGCCAGCAAAAGAUGAACUUUUAUCAUGGCUUCCCGGCGAACAUGGAUUAUGCCAGCAUGGAGACAGAAGAUGGCUACCACUUCCAGAAUGCCUCUGUCAAUGCAACGUCCUUCCCGGGCACAGCUGGGUGCCAGCAGUACCAGCCAGUAUGGCACCCUCAAGGGACGCAAAGCAACUAUAACUCUUAGGCCUAUCCUUUUCCUUUCCCCCUCCCACUCUUCCUUCAGUUUCUCUUAUCUGGCCUCUCAGUUCUUUAGGGCCCUGAUCCUGACUCCUGAAACGUGUGGAGUCCCCCAGCUCCCACUGACUCCAGUGGAGGGGCUUGGCACCUUGCAGGAUGGUUGGGGUCUCUCUCUCCUUCUCUUCUUUAAGAGGCACCUGUCUGUGUCUGACUCAAGAGGUGUGCUGCAUGGCUCUGAAGUUGGCUUUCCUCAUAUUGACCCUGGCUGGCUCCAGGAAGAGGCUCUGUAUGUGUAUGGAAAGCCAUGUUCAUGCAGGGAAGUUUGUGAAUGUUGGAAUUGGAGAUGAUAGAGUCUGCACCAGUGAGUCCUUUCCCUACCCUAGUGUCCCCAGUACAGCAGUAUCCCCUCUGUAGACCCUUUCCCAGGCUUGGUCCAGUCCAUGUUUGAAAUUAACUGAUUUCAAAUACAACACAGAAUACAAAGUGUACAGUGCUCACUUUAUAAUAUUACUUUUAAUUGCAAAUAUUUGCACUGUAAAAAAAUAAACAAAACCCAAGCAUGGGGUUUUCCCUGGGUAAGAUUCUUCUACCCUUCAGCAGACCCCUCAUUGUUAGAAAAUGUUCCUGAUUAUGCAACCUGAAAUUCCCCCCCCCCCCCCUUUGUGUGUUCCCUCCCUCCACCAGCCAACCUCCAUAACAUUUGAACAUCUAAUACAUCCUUCAACAGGGAACACUCUCCAGCCCUGACCAGGGGCUAGAUUUGGUCAUCUAAUCUUUAAAAAAAUCUCAGAUUUACUAUGAUUGUAAAUAACUGCAAUCCCUUUUUAAUUAGGACCUGAAUAUCUACUAAACAGUGACAAGAGACUGCCCAGUCCUCAGUUGGUGCAAAGCAGCAUAGCUUCAUCGACAUCACCAUUUGCACCAGCUAAGCAUCUGGACCACCACAGGG